GAAUGUCCGGGUCUAUCUGGACAUCUCCAUUGGCAACCGGACUGGGGGCCGCGUGGUCAUCGAGUUAUUCUCGGAUGUCACGCCGCGCACUGCGGAGAACUUUCGGGCGCUGUGCACCGGCGAGUUCGGGCAGGGCCGCACCACGAAGAAGAAGCUGUGUUACGAGGGCUGCAGCAUCUUCCGCUCUGUGAAGGGCUCCUACCUGCAGUCCGGGGACUUCCAGUUCAACAAUGGCGACGGCGGCGAGAGCAUAUAUGGGGGUACGUUUGCGGACGAGGACUUCUCCCGCCGGCACACGCAGGCGGGUGUUCUGAGCAUGGCGAACAAGGGCCGCAACACCAACGGUUCUCAGUUUUUCAUCACGCUGAAGAAACACCCGCAGCUGGACAACAAGCACAUCGCCUUCGGCCAGGUGGUCGACGGCAUGGACAUCAUCCGCGCGGUGAGCCAGGUGCCGGUGGACAGGGACGAGAAGCCCCGCGUGCCCGUCACUAUCGUCGGCUGCGGGCAGGUAGACAGGAAGGCCCACAGCGGCACCAGCCUGAACGAGGCCCUCGGCUCGCAGACAGCCAGGCUGCAGGAGGACGCGGCCCCCACCAAAGCCAACGCGGCCGCCCAGGGGCGGGCUGUUCUCGCCGGCAAGGCGGGGGGCGCGGAGGUGCCCGAGGCGGCGGACUCCCUCGGCAAGAGCGAG
Molecule: messenger RNA, 694 nt
Organism: Prorocentrum cordatum
Lineage: Eukaryota; Dinophyceae; Prorocentrales; Prorocentraceae
Source: the annotation of a GenBank genome assembly